UUGCAGGCCGCAACCACACCCUUCUCCAAAUCGUCUUUCAAUCACGGGAUGAAUCCUAUUGGCUGUCCUACUACAAUCAAUUAGCCAAUAUAGGGUAGAAGAGUAACUGUUCGUUAGCGGACUAGAACGCCUGAGGAAUAUUGCAGUGGUAACGGUAUUUAGCCAGCAGCAUUUACGGACAUGUGGUCUCCACCCUUUAUGAUUCUACCAUUCGGCUCUGGCCGGGAGAACGUGUUGGAAGCUCAGAGACAUUUUGAAACGCGCCUUGCGGUUGCAUCUGGAAUGUUCCCAUGGUGCUUCGUACCCAUGCGUCCAUGUACCAACCACUUGCCCUCUCACAGGAAACAGGUGCCAGCUGAAAUCUUGUCCAAUGAAGAGGCCAAGAAAAUAAUUUUGAUAAGAUCUGUGUUUGACUUGGUGAAAAGCACUCAGUUUCUGGAGCUGACCGACUCCAAGUUACUGGGCUGGUAUUUGACCCUUCCUGCAGAAGACAGGAAGCUUAUACAACACGAAGGAGGACUUCUACAGUUUCUUCAGAAACACCCUGCUCUUGAUGUGACCAGAAAUUUUGUGUAUAUAAAACGGCAGUCCUUGGAAGAGUGCACACACCUCUUAUCAUCGGAAAUGUCCACAGACUUGAACAAAUCCAGACGACCCACGUAUUACGGCGUGUCGCUGUGCAAGAGCUGUGGAGCCAGCAUCCCCUUCAGCACCACCACCUGCCGGCUGUGCUGCGCGCCCGCCAAGAAGCCGGAGGAGAAGUUCUACCUGUCAGACCAAGGGAGGGAGCUGCGCUCGCUCCCCACCGGUGUGAGGGAGGAGCUGAUUUUCGGGCCCUCGGGGGUCCAGGACGCCCCUGGAGAGCGGCGGACGGCCCAGGGCCCCGCAGAUCAGUCGCUGCUGGUGGUGUCGGAGGAGAGCUUCCGCUCGGCCUGCGGCGCUGCAGAGGGGCCUCCCGGCCUGCAGGGGGAGCAGGCGCACAUCCUGAGCCAGCUGUGGGACGAGGAGGUGGAGAAGAAGAGCGCCGGCGUGACCGUGUACAAGGACUCCUCUGCGCAGGCGAGCUUCGCGCUGGACGCGCAGCUGGAGCGCCACGGCAGGACGCCGCAGGGGCUCGUGGGUAGCCCGGAGCGGGGCGGAUACCGGGGGGAGGGGCCCGCUGACGUCACGGGCCUGGAGAUGGAGACGCUGCCCGAGUACUGCAGCUUCGACAGCACCGGGCUGAGCACCUCGUACCGGGACUGCAGCGACACCAGCCAAUCAGGAGGCUCCUACCACAGCGGGUCCGACCCCGCGGCCAGGCCACGCGAAGCGGAGGGGACGGACAGCUACGGCUCGGCGGACUCCACCCCCUGCCGCGGCGAGUACGCGGACUGGACUCGCGGCGACCGCCUGGACGACUUCGGGGCGGAGGAGGACUCGCGGCACAGCCUGAAGAACGAGGAGUUCCACAGCGUAAUGGAGGCGGAGCCUCUGGAGGCGGGCGGUGCCACAUGGGUCAGUUCUUGGACCCCUACGCCUCAGGGCUUAGAGAUGGAGCCCCGGAUGAGCCCAAGCCCAGCUGACCAAUCGCGGGGUGAGGUGGCGGGAGCCUGUCACAGCCCGCGCACGCGGGGAGGGAACUGGGCCUGCCCCGAACGGGAGUUUGCGAGCUCGUCGCCCGGCAACAGGGGGAGGAACAGCAGCCUGGCCGCUCUGUACGACAGCCGCUCCGUGGCGGGAAGCCCCCAGGUGACCGUCAACCAAUCGGUGGACGUCAGCAGGGACUUCAGGGCCAGCUACACCUCCACGCGGGCGACCGAGGCCAGGUGGAGUGGGGUCAGCAGGGCCUCCAACACCGAACCCCCGGGGGCAACCCGAAACGCCGCCGUGAACACGGGCCGCGCGCCGCCGGGCCAGGACCGGGGCACCCAAACCACGUCUGCCCCCACGGCCGAAAAGUUCGCUAUCACCGAGGUCUGCAUGGCUGACCUGGACUAUUUCACUGAGGAAUUCAUAAAACUACACCAUGCCCAAGACGAGCUGAAACUGUUGCAGGCCAAGCUUGCAUGCAGCUCCGAACAGGAAGCGGUCGACGGCGGCUGCAGGAGAGACGGCGCGUGCGAGUGUUCCCAGAGGGCCGUGCGGGCGGAGCUCCGCCUCCUGGCGCUGCAGCACGCCAUGUGCCAGCAGCACUGCUGGAGGCGCUAUUACACCUCGCCGGAGGGCGAGUGCAGCAUCCUGAGCAUGGAAGCUCCUUCUGAGAACAUAAAGAACGUUCUUCAGGACCUGGAGGAAGACUACUGUGAGAUGAAGAGGAAGAUCUUAUCGGGUGUGCCGCUGGACGAGCUCCGCCCCCUGUCUGUGAACUCCCAGAUGAUUGGCUCUGAGGCACUGUACGUCCCCUCACAGAUCAUUAAGGACUGUUUGUCUGAAGAGGAAGCUGUGGGGGCUGAGCAGGGGGAGGCCCUGCAGCCGGCUCCCCAGGACGGGGGAGAGGGAGAGAGAGGAGGAGGCUCUGUCGCGAGCAGGAGCACUGAACCCCUGCAGACGGAGCAGACCGAUGCCCCUCCAGCGGUGAAGCCCCAACCUGACAGCGCUAAGAGUGGAAGGGCAGACACCCCCCUCCCGAGUCAGACCUGCCCCCCCACCGGCCCCCCCAUCGCCUCCACCGCGGGACACAAGCCUGGGGGAGCCAGAGACCCCGAAUCGAGCGAGGCCUGGUACGACGCGGAGGAGGAGUUUGGGCCUGUGCCGAGGGGGCAGAAGGGGACACGGCGUGAGGGAGUGGAAGAAGGUAGUGAUGGGACAAUCAGCAAAGGGAAGAAAGAUCUGAACUGUUUCCUGUGUGUCACAGGCCUCCCCGAUGACACCACAGAGGAUGAAGUGCGGUCUACUUUCAGAAAGUACCAAGUGUCCGAAGUCAACGUGACUACUUUCAGCAAUAAUCUAAGGGUGGCCAUGAUGACGGUCGGCUGUCCGAGGCUUGCCGAGGCGGCGGUGAGGGAGGUGAACGGGCGCACCCUCCGGGGGCAGGUCGUCAAGGUGACCAGCGUCUGCAGGCCCUGCAACCCGUCGUCGGAGCGACCGGGGGGUGGGGGGGGCGCGAAGACGAGCUCCCGCACCUUCCUCCGGGCGAGGCGCACGGCGACCACCCAGACUCCCAAAAACCCCAAGAGCAUCCUGUCCGUCACAGCCAAGCCCCUCCAGCACCGGCUGGAGAAGCUGACCAACGUGCAGGACACGCCCACGGCCUCGGGCACCUGCGUGCCCCCGCACUACGCCACCAUGGGCAGCUUCGACACGCUGAUUGCCCGCCUGACAGAGCGCCACCCGGAGGCGGGGCGGGAGAGGAUCGUCAAGGCCCUGGUGGAGCUGCGGGAGCAGAACCAGGGCCUCCUCAGCGGCCUGCCCCUCAAGACCAUCGUGGACAUGACCUCUGACCUCCUGACCCGCCCCUCCUCAUCCGCGGUGGUGUGAGUGCGGCGGGCCAAGGUUCCGUUUUAGCCCUGUGAGGUGUGACUGCGCAAAUGCGCGAUCAGAAUGUUGAGUAACUGAACGUUCUAAUGGUGAUGUCACAAUAGCUACUGGUAACUGAAAGCAGUGGAGUUCUAGAACACUGCCUUAGAAUUCUGGGAAAAAAAACAUUCCGAAAUAGCCUACUCUUUAAAGGGUUAAAUAUCUUCUUCUUUUUUUUGUGUACCAUCAUUGUCCUUUUGCUGCAGAGGUUCUCAUAAAGCAUACGCUGUUGAAGCGGUUGCAGUACCAUUUAUUAGUCUAUAGGUCAUUUACUUUGUAUCAAGAGUAGAUGCAUAAAUAUGAAUAAAAAUUCAUGGGCUUUGUGUUUGAAUUUUUCGGGAUUGUGUUCCAUUAUGGAACACAGGAAUCUGUGGCUAGUCAGUCAUCAUUGGUGUUGAAGGAUCUAAUGCAUUCCUUCUCAUUCCUGUCCCCCCCCCCCCAUGUUUUGAUGGCAAAUGUUGUCCAUCCAUGUUGGCAUUUUGAAAUGUUCUUAGU
Molecule: messenger RNA, 3993 nt
Organism: Anguilla anguilla (European eel)
Lineage: Eukaryota; Metazoa; Chordata; Actinopteri; Anguilliformes; Anguillidae
Gene: rbm44
Product: RNA binding motif protein 44
Exons: 19
Coding region: 181-3459 (1092 amino acids)
Molecular function (GO): RNA binding
Source: RefSeq, a predicted model, not a curated record